This is a messenger RNA of Eimeria maxima, 1368 nucleotides long. Its product is annotated as dihydroorotase protein, putative. NCBI's taxonomy places the organism in Eukaryota, Apicomplexa, Conoidasida, Eucoccidiorida, Eimeriidae. Gene Ontology annotation, biological process: pyrimidine nucleotide biosynthetic process; 'de novo' pyrimidine nucleobase biosynthetic process. The coding region runs from base 1 to 1368 and encodes 455 amino acids. The record is from RefSeq and is a predicted model, not a curated record. Gene Ontology annotation, molecular function: dihydroorotase activity. The transcript is spliced from 14 exons. Gene Ontology annotation, cellular component: cytoplasm.
AUGUACGGCCUCUGCUUCUCAAACCCGUCAACAGUACCCCCCGCAGUGAACAGACUUGGGUGGAGCCUAGCGUCGAAGGGAUGGGGCACGCCGGUAGAGGCGGAGGAACGAAAGCAAGGCUUUUCAGCCCUACCAUUCAACUGGACUGAGAAAGAAAGGGUUGCUGCACCAAGUAGUGCAGCCCCAUCGUCAGCGGGCGCCAUGGUUAUUAUGGGCUCCAGUUCGGGCAGCCUCGUGCUGCCCAUGGGUGACGACAUGCACACACAUUUGCGUCAAGGGGAACUCAUGGAUGCUGUUGUUCCACUUCUUCGCAAAGGAGGUUGCAACCGAGUGCUGGUGAUGCCGAACACAGUUCCCCCAAUUGUGACAUGCUCACAGGCUCUCGAGUACAGAAACGAGCUGCUUAAAAGGCCAUCGAGGCUUCUGCAGGACCCCAAAGUAGAUUACCUGAUGACGCUUUACCUGUGCCCGGACGUUGAUCCGCAAGAUCUUGUUAACAAUGCGAAGGCUUCGCAUGUUGUUGGAGUCAAGCUGUAUCCACGUGGUGUCACCACCAACUCGCAGCACGGAGUGGAGGACCUCGGGGCGUUUGACAGCGUGUUUGAAGUGCUCCAGCAAUGCGGAUUAACUCUGCACAUUCACGCAGAGUCUCCGAAAGCUACGGCCCUCAAGGCAGAGGAAACGUUUUUGCCGGCCUUCGAGCAGAUACACCAGCGCUUUCCCGGCUUGAAGAUUGUCUUUGAACACAUAUCAACGGCUGCAGCAGUAGAAGCUGUGAAGGGCAAAAAAAACGUCGCCGCCACCAUUACUGCACACCACCUACGACUGACAACAGGAGACGUGUGGGGUCAAGAGGAAGCAGAAGAAAGCCUAAACCACUUGCCUGACGGGCCCGAGGAACGCCGCGUGUUAAAUCCGCACAACUUCUGCAAGCCAGUGCCCAAGCGCGAGGAAGACCGUCAGGCACUGUUAAGCGUAAUUCGCGAGGGAAAUCCCCAGUUUUUUCUCGGCUCCGACUCAGCUCCUCAUCCCGUGACGAAGAAGAACUCCAACCCGCCAGCAGCCGGCGUCUUUACGCAGGCGUUCCUUCUUGCGUACCUCGCCGACACUUUCGCCCGCGCAGGAUGCUUGGACAAGCUGAGGGGCUUUGCAUGCGAACACGCAGCAGCCUUUUUCGGGAUGCCAAAGAAGGAGUUGGUGGAGGGAGAAGACUGUGUUGUGCUGGAACGGAAGCCAUUUGCGGUCCCUCAAGCCGUCUGUGGAAUGGAGGGGUCGGGCAAUGAAGUGGUACCUUUUCUCUCCGGUGAUGAGCUCCUCUUUACCGUCAGCGUUACUCCAUUCUCUGCAGCUCUAGAGUCAAUUCAAUGA